Gopherus evgoodei (Goodes thornscrub tortoise) is the source of this 2453-nucleotide messenger RNA. RefSeq names its product zinc finger protein 239-like. The coding region runs from base 250 to 1248 and encodes 332 amino acids. Gene Ontology annotation, molecular function: DNA-binding transcription factor activity; RNA polymerase II cis-regulatory region sequence-specific DNA binding. The transcript has 2 exons. The record is from RefSeq and is a predicted model, not a curated record. Gene Ontology annotation, biological process: regulation of transcription by RNA polymerase II. NCBI's taxonomy places the organism in Eukaryota, Metazoa, Chordata, Testudines, Testudinidae.
GGGAGGAACCACCAGCUGCUGCUCUCCAGCCGGGUCUGGGCAGGGGCGAGACCUUCAUUAAAGCUCCUUCUGUGCCCAGCCCAAGGGGGGACUUUUUGGAUCUAGCCCCCUGGGGCCUCCCCAAGCUCUGCCAACACCAGCUCCUGGGCCGGAGACUCCAUGUGAUGAACGGAUGGGCAGGUGAUGGGACAGUGAGUGAGAACAAAGGAGGAGACUCCUCUGCAGAAAAUCCUCAGCAAGUGUGACUGCAUGGGACAUUAUCAGGAAGAACUGAACGGAAUUUCUUCCAGAGUCAUAAGAGAAGCUGCUAGGAAAAUAGUGGAUAAAUCUAUUUGUUGUGGGAGAGGCUGCAGGGAUCUCAAGGAAACCAUAUCCCAGCAAGGAAUCCAAAUGGGAGAGAGAAAAAACACAUCCACUGAGUUUGGGAAGAGUUUUAAUGACAGCUCACACCUUCCUAGACAGCAGCGAAUGCUCACAGGGGAAAGACCCUUCAAGUGCUUGGACUGUGGGAAAAGCUUUAAUCUAAGCUCAAACCUUCUUACCCACCAGAGAACCCACACCGGAGAGCGACCUUAUAAAUGCUUGGACUGUGGGAAAAGUUUCAGCUUGAGCUCAAACCUUCUUACACACCGACGACACCACACGGGAGAGCGACCCUAUAAAUGCUUGGACUGCGGGAAAAGUUUCAUUCAGAGCUCCGAUCUUAUUUCACAUCAACGACUCCACACAGGAGAGAGACCCUAUAAAUGCCUUGACUGCGGGAAAAGUUUUAUUCAGAGCUCACACCUUAUUAGACAUCAGAGUCUCCAUUUGGGAGAGAAACCCCAUAAGUGCCUCAUCUGUGGGAAAAGUUUCACUCAGAAGUCACACCUUAUUAGACACCAGGGAAUCCACACAGGAGAGGAGCCCUAUAAGUGCACUGACUGUGGGGAAACAUUCAUUCAGAGCUCACAGCUUAUUGUGCAUCAGAGAACCCAUACGGGAGAGAAACCUUUUAAAUGCUUGGAUUGUGGGAAAACCUUUAGUCGGAGUUCCCACCUUGUUGUGCAUCAGAGAACCCACACGGGAGAGAAGCCCUAUAAAUGCUUCGACUGUGGGAAAAGUUUUAGUGUCAACUCAAACCUUAUUACGCAUCAGAGGACCCACACAGGAGAGAGACCCUAUAAGUGCCUGGACUGUGGGAAAAGUUUCCAGCGGAGCUCACAUCUUAUUAAACAUCAGAAAAUCCACACAGCAAAGAGGACCUGAAUGUGGGGGUCUCUUCACUCAGGGCUAUGAUCAUAACUGGCUUCUGCAAAUCCAUAUAGGAUAGAGACCUCGUAAACGUCCAUAGUGUGGCAAAUGUUUCAAGCAGCGUUCACAUCAUAUUGGACACGAGAGACUCCACACAGCAGAGAAAUUGUAGCAGGCUGCCAGCCUCUGCUGUCGUUAGGACCAGCUUUCUGUUUAAUACUGGUGUCUUCAAAGUGCUCUGAAACCUGCACGGUUACUCGGAUUGCUCUUGGUAUUUGGUGUACCUCAUGGGUUUGUUGGGUAGGAUGAGUGAACUAAAUUUGGGGUCACUUGAAUAUGGGGUUCCUGAGAUACAGCCUCCUGACAAUAGCUGCUUUUUGCAAAGUUGAGAGGGUCCACCAAUGUUUUUUUGCCCAGAUCUGGGGAUCUGUCACAGGGUUCGAGGAUGCAUCACCUCUGACCCUGUAACCCUGAGAGCCUCGCAGUGUUUUGCUACUGUAACACCCAGCCUGAGACAUUCAGUCAGCAACCAGCAUGCAAGUCACAGCCUGAGUGUCUAUGUAUAACUGUCACCCUGGUCCAGCCACUCUGACGCCGGCAACAGAGCAGGCCCACUCCCUGCUCUCUACCAGCCUGGGUUACCACCAGCAGGGUGACCCCAACGCACUCCUAGUCCUGAAUUUUCCCCAAACCGUGGGCUCUGCAACAUGCAGUGUCAAACAAAUUUAUUAACAAAAGGUUAUAGGUUAAGUGAUGCUGAGAAAAGGAAUAAAAGUAGAGAUGGUUACAAGUAAAUGAAAGUGAAAAUUUGCAUCUAAAAGUCAAAAACUGAAUCUAGCGAGGUACGGGCUUUAUUCAAGAUAGUUUCUCUCAGCAAUCUUCCUUCUUGCCAGCCAGGGUUGAAUUUCCCUCAGUUGGGAUCUUCUGCAGAAGUCCAAGGGGCUGGCUUCCCUUGUCCAUCUGGGUGAAAUACCUUUGCCUAAGUGGAUUUCUUACCUAUAUUCAGUUCCCAGAGACUUGAACCCCUCCCUUGGUCCCAUCUUUCUCAGCUUGCAAGAGAUCUAUUCCUUUGUGUCUGUCUAGUGAAGGACCCCAAAGACGACUUCUGUCCUUGCUUAUGUUUUCCAAAUUUCAAUGACUGUGCUUUUAGAGGCAGGAUGACCUCAUGCUCUACUUCCCUUCCUGUGGACUUCCCAACCCCCUGCUGAUUUCUAUGUAAA